CGCAGUGCUGACGUCAGGGUUUCCGUAGCGCCAUGUUGGUUUAGUUACAUCAGGGUGUAGUAGCCAGCUAGCUAAGCGGUUUGCGGUAUAAAUAUCAUGGAAGGGAGUCUCUGACGACGGCCAAACUUACAUUUGGAGGUGAGGCUUUGACCUUCUGCAUCCUGAGACCAUGUUGGCACAUCUGUUCAGGCUCCAUGGCCUGCUGGUGGCCUCCCACCCAUGGGAGGUAAUAGUGGGCACCCUCGCUCUCACUGUCUGCCUCGUGUCCAUGAACAGCCUGGCAUCUAGCAGUCAGGUGUGCACCUGGAACGAGUGCCCCAAAGUCGAGGAGAAAGUCCACAGCAGUGACAUAAUCAUCCUGACGGUCACUCGCUGCAUGGCCAUCGUUUACAUCUAUUUCCAGUUCAAGAAUCUCAGACAACUGGGAUCCAAAUAUAUACUGGGUAUUGCAGGAUUAUUUACCGUGUUUUCCAGCUUUGUUUUCAGUACAGUGGUCAUCCACUUCUUUGGGAAAGAGCUGACAGGCCUUAAUGAAGCUCUGCCGUUCUUCCUCCUGCUCAUCGACCUGUCCAAAGCCUGUGCACUGGCCAAAUUUGCCCUCAGCUCGAACUCUCAGGAGGAGGUGAGGGAGAAUAUUUCCCAGGGCAUGGCCAUCCUGGGCCCCACCUUCACCCUGGAUGCUCUGGUUGAGUGUCUGGUCAUUGGGAUUGGCACUAUGUCAGGUGUGCCUCAGUUAGAGAUCAUGUGCUGUUUUGGCUGUAUGUCUGUCCUGGCCAAUUAUUUUGUCUUCAUGACCUUCUUCCCUGCUUGUGUCUCCCUGGUCCUGGAGCUGUCCAGGGAAAGUCGCGAGGGUCGUCCAAUCUGGCAGCUGAGCCACUUUGCCCGUGUGCUGGCUGAAGAAGAGGACAACAAGCCCAAUCCUGUGACCCAGAGGGUUAAAAUCAUCAUGUCUCUGGGUCUAGCUUUGGUUCAUGCCCAUACCAGACUAGCAGCUGAGAAUCCAGGUCAUAAUCGAACGGCGGAGGGGCCCAUAGCUAAGAGACUGGAGUCUGGUGGUUCCAUGUGGCCUCUGAAGCUCACCAGUAUGGACAUGGAACAGGUGAUAACCCUCGGCCUUGCCCUGCUCCUGGCUGUGAAGUACGUCUUCUUUGAGCAAACAGAGACGGAGUCUUCUCUUUCCCUCAUGAGUCCCAUUAUCAGCUCCCCUCCAACUCAGAAGCCCAGGGUGGCGGGGGACUGCUGCAGGAGGGACCUCCCAUCCCAGAAACUCACGAAUGGUAUCCCGGCAACCAGCCCUACCUCCCUGGCUGUCUCAGAGGCUAAAGUCUCCCCUGAGGCUCACACAGCGAUCAGAGAGCGGGAAGUGUCAGAGGCUCCAGCAGUCUCAGUGGAAAGCGGCCCCUGUGUUGGGGAAUCUCCUGCUCCGACACCUUCUGUUCCUCUGAGCGGCUCGAAUUCAGAGCCCCGUACGCUGGAGGAAUGUAUGGCCAUCCUCUCAGACCCUCAGAGAGGUGCCCGGUUCCUCAGCGAUGCAGAGGUGAUGAACCUGGUAACCUCACGUCACAUCCUGAACUACAAACUGGAAUCGGCUCUUGAGACUCCAGAGAGGGGCGUGUCCAUCAGGAGGGAGAUGUUAUCACCCAAACUGCCUGUUUCCUCUGCCUUGGCUUGUCUCCCUUACAAAGACUAUGAUUAUUCUAAGGUGAUGGGUACUUGCUGUGAGAACGUCAUCGGGUAUAUGCCGGUGCCAGUAGGAGUGGCGGGGCCUCUUCUGUUGGACGAGAAGCAGUUUUACGUUCCUCUGGCGACCACAGAGGGCUGUCUGGUCGCCAGCACUAACAGAGGAUGCAGGGCGCUUUCUCUGAGCGGGGGCUGCCACAGCAGGAUCCUAGCUGACAGCAUGACCAGGGGCCCCGUGGUGAGACUGCCCUCGGCCUGCCGGGCUGCAGAGGUCAAAGUCUGGCUCGAGACCUCGGAGGGUUUCAGCCUGAUCAAAGAGGCCUUCGACCAGACCAGCAGGUUUGCUCGUCUGGAGAAGCUGUUGGUCAGCGUCGCUGGGAGGAACCUGUACAUUCGCUUCCAGUCUCAGACAGGAGACGCCAUGGGCAUGAACAUGCUCUCCAAGGGGACUGAGCAGGCUCUGCACAGACUGCAGCAGCAGUAUCCAGAUGUGGAGGUGCUGUCGGUCAGUGGCAACUAUUGCACCGACAAAAAGUCUGCCGCCAUAAACUGGAUCCUGGGCCGGGGCAAGUCUGCUGUGUGUGAGGCCACCGUCCCUGCUAAGGUGGUCAGAGAGGUGCUGAAGAGCAGUACAGCCGCUCUGGUGGAGCUGAACGUCAACAAGAACUUGGUGGGCUCAGCCAUGGCCGGCAGCAUAGGGGGCUUUAAUGCUCACGCUGCCAACAUCGUGGCAGCGAUAUACAUCGCCUGCGGACAGGAUCCUGCUCAGACAGUGGAGAGCUCCAGCUGCAUCACUCAGAUGGAGCCUGCUGGUCCAGAUGGAGAAGACCUGUACAUCAGCUGCACCAUGCCCUCCAUAGAGCUGGGUACCGUGGGAGGAGGCACCAACCUGCCGCCACAGCAGGCCUGUCUGCAGAUGCUUGGUGUCCAAGGUACGAGUCCGGACCGGCCUGGUGAGAACGCCCGUCAGCUGGCCCGUGUAGUCUGUGCCACCGUCCUGGCAGGAGAGCUCUCCCUGAUGGCUGCUCUCGCUGCCGGACACCUCGUCAAGAGCCACAUGACUCACAACCGAUCUAAAACAAAUUUGUCCAAAACGCCUGCGACAAAGUCAGAGGCAGCCGCGUGACAUUAAACGUUGAAGGUCCAUCUUCAGAGUCAGCCAGGGCGAACUAACCGGCACCAAACUUCGCUGUGAGGACUGAAGGGGUCUCCUAAUGACGUGGUUCUGAAGGGAGAGCUGUUGUUGGGUUGUGGAAUUCCAGAUGUUAAAGACUAACAGGCUAAUAGCCUGCACAUGCUGAACAGCACAGCUGAUGUGCGCUUGCUUUGUGUGUCGCCCGACUGAUUGCAAAAAGACGCUCUGGGCUGAGUCGUUAUGCUGCGGUUACUAAUUUGUGCCAUGUGUCUGCAUCUUAACGUUGCAGUAGUGUUUGAAAAAGCCUUCGCUGCUGUCGGCGCUGAGCUGAACUGGGAAUCAUGAUUGGACCGGAUCCUCCGUGCUCGAACAGGUGUCCUGUGCCUCUUAAAAGCCAAGAGCUUUUUCCGUCGCACACGGAAAGACGCAGCUUCUGCAUUAAUUUCGGUGUAAAGUGCAUGAGGUGAGAUGUUCUGUUGCCGAAGAAUUCAUCUUCAUGCUUGUGAAAAACUUGAGACGGCGCUGUCACUGCAACAAGUGCCAUCCGCUGAAGCUUAAAACGCCAACUUCCUGCCUGAAUGUAUGUUGUAACUUUAUCAGUGUUGUAGGAAAUCACUUGCACAACCCUUCCUGAGCUGAGGUGCUGCUGUAUACUGUGUAUACUGUAGAAAGACUGUGGCUGUUGGACCUGAGGUUUGUGUCACAGCAUGGUUUGUUCAGACCGUGAUCGACCGCUCAGACAGCUCGCAGGUUACUUUCUGUGUUAAGGCCGACAGGAGAACCAAAGCCAUAUGAAUUCAUGUAAUAAACUUUUAUGGUACUCUUUUAUGUGCGACACUCUUGAUUGAAUGGCAUGGAGGAAGUGAAAGGAUGGGUUUAAAGCGUCACUGACCACAGGUCCCGCAGGUUCUUGUAUCGUCAUUUUGGGACAACAGUGAUGCUCAGAGGUGGCCUUACAUACAGCUGAGCCUUAGCAUGUUCUAGUUAGAAUAUUCAAUUAAAAGCUAUUCGUGUCAAAAAGAUUGUAUUAUGUUUUAUUUAAAAAAAUAAAUAACACUACGUUCCGUCAUUCUCAUGUGUCCUUCGUCUUUCUGUGACAUGAAUAAAUGGCUCCAAACACGGAAAACCGGAGGAUAAACUUAUUUAUUUCACUUUUAAAAUGGCACAAGUGCCACGUUGUCACAGUACAUUUGUAAGUUGAUCCCACAACAUUAGUAUGAACAAAUUUACAAAACUGUAUUUCUAAUUACAUUCAGUUUUAACAACCUGCUAAAAACUAAACUUGUAUUAGAAAUGUCUGCUUUUAGGUGAAAGAGCUUCCGCCUGGCGUCUCCACUGAGCUGAAAGGCUGAGCAUCAUCCGGCUUCACUUUGCCUCUCACCCACAUCUUUCAGCUACAAGCUCUAAAAUCAAAAGGCUUAAAGGGCUAAGACUGAUAACGCGGCUGCGCAUCUAUCGUCAACGGUAUGACCACAGAGAGAAAAUUUAGUGAUGUCCACAAGCUGAAAUAGUACUCAGGCAGAGGUACUGGUCAUUCAGUUUGAAAAGUCUGGAAAAUUAUUAAGGUGAUAAAAAGUUCAACUGAAUUUU
Molecule: messenger RNA, 4405 nt
Organism: Toxotes jaculatrix (banded archerfish)
Lineage: Eukaryota; Metazoa; Chordata; Actinopteri; Toxotidae
Product: 3-hydroxy-3-methylglutaryl-coenzyme A reductase-like
Exons: 20
Coding region: 170-2806 (878 amino acids)
Biological process (GO): isoprenoid biosynthetic process; sterol biosynthetic process; coenzyme A metabolic process
Cellular component (GO): peroxisomal membrane; endoplasmic reticulum membrane
Molecular function (GO): hydroxymethylglutaryl-CoA reductase (NADPH) activity; NADP binding; protein binding
Source: RefSeq, a predicted model, not a curated record